Paramecium tetraurelia is the source of this 1383-nucleotide messenger RNA. RefSeq lists its product as uncharacterized. The transcript is spliced from 3 exons. The record is from RefSeq and is a predicted model, not a curated record. NCBI's taxonomy places the organism in Eukaryota, Ciliophora, Oligohymenophorea, Peniculida, Parameciidae.
AUGGGAAUUUCCUUGAACAAAAAAUUCAAAGAUGAUUACGAAAAAUUAUUCUCAGACCAUCCUGAAUCAAAUAAAGCAAUUCAAUUGUAUCCAGCGUUUUCGCAUGUUAAAAUAGUUCACAAUGAUUGGUAUCGGUUAGCCAAAGCAGAGUUCAAUGGUCUACCUCAUGAAACAGAAGCCUUUCUGCAGAAAUGGAGAUCGAGAGAACAACAUCCUCAUCUAUUCUUGAUCCAUAAAAUAUUCACAAAUGAGAGUAGUCGGGCAGUCAUUUAUUUGGAUUUCCCAGAAUCCGUAGUAACAGAACUUGAUGAAGAAACCUUUCUACCACUUUUAGAUGCAGUAUUACAGAUAAUGUCAAAAUGGUAGAAAUAGAGUAAGACAUAUUCUUACUUUGGAUGCGAUUCUGUUUAUAAAGUGAGAUCCUUUGAUGGAUAAACCUACUAUAAAAUAUUGGAUCCAAUGCUACAUCCAUAUCUUAUUAAGUUCUAUAGAAAGUGUUGGUUAUAAAAAAACACUAAACAAUUAGAGCAAUUAUUAGCCAAGUUUUAUUUGUCUCCCAUCUAAUUGGAAGCCUUGAGUAAGAAGGUAGAAUACCCUAUUCAUAAUUUCUAUAAGUCAGAUGUGUUUUGUUUGGGUUUAUAUAUUUAUAAAUGCCUAACGUAAGACGAUGAUUUAUAUGACCUAAUUAAUUAUAAGGUUAAAUUGGAUAAAAUUAGAAGCAAUAUCUAGGGUAUGACAUUCCAAAACUAUGCAAAAAUGAUUUUAUUGAAUAUGCUCGAAGAAAACGAGGAAGAUAGACCAGAUUUCAUUUAGCUUGAACUUAAGUUUACACAUUUUGCACCUGAAAUCAAAUAUAAAAGAAUAUUUCACAAUAUUAAUUAAAUGAUUUUUGAAGAAUCCUUAUUACAAAUAACUUAAUUGGUAACGGAAUAAAAUAAUGAAUAAAUUGUUCCUGAAGAAAUAUAGGGAUUUAAUUUUGAUGAUAGACUUGAUUUUGAAAAUCUACACUUUUCAAUUUCAUCUGAAACUAAUCCGACAGCUGAAAUUCAUAAAAUGGUUGGAAAAGGGUUUCACUCAUAGAUGAUAUUGAAUAACAAUAGAUAACAAAACUUUUAAUUAGAUGAAGGAGUUAUGAGAAAAACAAGAAUAGAUUUACCUUGCUUAGGAUAUGCUGAUUUAAGUAACUGGAAAACUGCUGAAGGAAUGUUUACAAAGGGAAUGCUAUAAGGAUAUGGUCGAUUGACCUUUGUGAAUGGAGAUAAAUUUGAAGGCUUCUUUAUUAAUAACAGAGCCAAUGGAAAAGGUACAUAUUCUUUUCAUGACAAUCAAUACUAUAAAAAAGAAGGGACCUGGAAGGAUAACAAAUUUAUUAUCACAAUUUGA